CUUGCCCUCCUACCACUCACUGCGCCGACACUGGUUUUCACCUUCUAUUGCUUGACAGCCUUCCGUCCACCUUCCCUACAUGUCUCUGCCUUCGCUUAUGUUCGGCCGACUUGGCGCACGUAAUCUGAGGAGACACUGCACCGCCGUGCCUGCUAAUGUGCGACGGGCACGGUUCGCCUCCACCUACAACGCAGACGUUGCUGGGCUGACCGCCGAAGAAGCGGAGUUUCGUGACGCAGUGACAGAGUUCGCACAACGCGAGAUCGCACCUCGAGCGCAGGAGAUCGACCACACCAACACCUUCCCCACCGACGUGUGGGAGAAGAUGGGCGACAUGGGCCUCCUAGGCGUCACCGUCGGAUCCAAGUACGGCGGGCUGCAGUCGGGCUACUUCCAGCACACGCUCGCCAUGGAGGCGCUCUCUGCCGCCUCCGGCUCCGUCGCGCUCUCGUACGGCGCCCACUCGAACCUGUGCGUCAAUCAGAUUCACAGGCACGGCACAGACGCGCAGAAGGAAAAGUACCUUCCCGACCUCGUCAGCGGAAAGAAGGUCGGUGCUCUCGCCAUGAGCGAACCAGGCAGCGGGAGCGACGUUGUGAGUAUGAAACUCAAAGCGGACAAGAUCGAUGGCGGUUGGCGCCUGAACGGGAACAAAUUUUGGAUCACCAACGGACCUACUGCUUCAACCCUCGUGGUGUACGCCAAAACUGCGCCCGAGAAGGGCUCCAAGGGGAUUACCGCGUUCAUAAUCGAGAAGUCAUUCAAAGGCUUUUCGACUCAUCAAAAGCUGGACAAGUUUGGCAUGCGGGGAAGUGACACAUGCGAGCUCGUGUUCGAGGACUGCGAGGUACCUGAGGAAAAUGUACUUGGCAAGCUCAACAAAGGCGCCGGUGUGCUGAUGUCGGGCCUUGACCUUGAGCGACUGGUCCUGAGUGGCGGACCUCUCGGCCUGAUGCAAUCGGCGUUCGAUUACGCUGUCGAAUACGUACAUGACCGCAAACAGUUCGGCCAACCGGUCGGAACUUUCCAGCUCAUCCAAGCCAAAAUCGCGGACAUGUACACGAAGCUGAACGCGAGCAGAGCGUACGUGUACGCCGUCGCAAAGGCAUGUGACAGGGGUCAGAUCAGUCGAAGGGAUUGCGCGGGUGCGAUCUUGUAUUCGACCGAGAAGGCCAUCGAAGUUGCUAUGGAUGCUCAGCAGUGUCUUGGUGGGAAUGGGUAUAUUAACGAAUACCCUGUGGGCAGAAUUCUACGGGAUUCGCGAUUGUAUGCCGUUGGAGCGGGGACACAGGAAAUCCGACGGAUGCUCAUCGGGAGGGAGUUCAACGAAGCGUUCAAGGCAUAAGGAUGAGUCAGGAGCGGCGAGCAAGGACGGCCUAGGCUGGAGGGCGCGUGUGGGGCAAAGUGGAAGCUGAGAUUAGCCGGAGUCCCGGAGGACGGAAGCCGGUGCCGAAGAGAGACGCUCGUAGGCUUCUAUAAUAAAAUACAAGGAGUUGAAGCGUGUAUAGCCAUUACAAGCAUC
Molecule: messenger RNA, 1522 nt
Organism: Coniophora puteana RWD-64-598 SS2
Lineage: Eukaryota; Fungi; Basidiomycota; Agaricomycetes; Boletales; Coniophoraceae
Product: acyl-CoA dehydrogenase NM domain-like protein
Exons: 10
Coding region: 80-1345 (421 amino acids)
Biological process (GO): L-leucine catabolic process
Molecular function (GO): flavin adenine dinucleotide binding; 3-methylbutanoyl-CoA dehydrogenase activity
Source: RefSeq, a predicted model, not a curated record